AAAAGAAUUAGCAAAAAAACCCUUGGUAAGUUGUAUUGGGCACAAACAAGGCCAUUUGUUUAGUGGAAAAACCCACAACUCCAUACAAACUACAAAGUAAUCCGAAGCCGCCUCCAUUGCGUUCCUCUCUUGUGGUUUUUGAAUUGAACUUUCUUUCUCUCUCUCUAUCAACUCUAUACAACCCUACAUCAAUCGUUCUUCUUCACACAGAGGAAGAGAGAUAGGUACAAACAUGGCGGUGGCUACUUUUGGUCAGUUGAAUCUUGAUGAAUCGCCACUAUGGGGUUCUCGAAGUAUCGAAUGCUUUGAAAAGCUUGAACAAAUCGGUGAAGGAACUUAUGGGCAAGUGUACAUGGCCAGAGAUAAACAAACUGGGGAGAUUGUUGCUUUGAAAAAGAUACGUAUGGACAAUGAGAAGGAGGGGUUCCCCAUAACAGCCAUCCGUGAGAUUAAAAUUCUAAAGAAAUUGCAGCAUGAAAAUGUCAUUAAGCUGUUGGAGAUAGUAACCUCUCAAGGUCCUGAAGAGGAUGAGCCAGAGAAGCUAGGAAUAGAUAGUAACAAGUACAAGGGAAACAUCUACAUGGUUUUUGAAUACAUGGAUCAUGACUUGACUGGCCUUGCUGAUCGACCAGGGUUGAGAUUCACAAUUCCGCAGAUUAAAUGCUACAUGAAGCAACUGCUUACUGGUCUUCAUUACUGCCAUAUUAAUCAAGUUCUUCACAGAGAUAUCAAAGGCUCUAAUCUUCUGAUAGAUAAUGAAGGAAAUCUGAAGCUUGCUGAUUUUGGUUUAGCCCGCUCAUUUUCUGGUGAUCAUAAUGCUAAUCUGACAAAUCGUGUUAUUACUCUGUGGUACAGACCUCCGGAAUUGUUGCUUGGAGCCACAAAGUAUGGACCCGCUGUUGACAUGUGGUCCGUUGGUUGUAUAUUUGCUGAACUUUUAUUCGGAAAGCCAAUCUUACCUGGGAAAAAUGAGCCUGAACAAUUGAACAAAAUAUUUGAGCUUUGUGGAACCCCUGAUGAGAUUAACUGGCCUGGUGUAUCAAAGAUUCCCUGGUACAGCAAGUUCAAGCCAGCAAGGCCAAUGAAAAGACGAGUUAGAGAGGUCUUUAGGCAUUUUGAUCGCCAUGCUUUGGAUUUAUUAGACAAAAUGCUGAAUCUUGACCCAUCUCAGAGAAUAUGUGCAAAGGAUGCUCUAGAUGGUGAAUAUUUCUGGACCGACCCCUUACCUUGUGAUCCUAGAAGCCUACCUAAAUACGAAUCAUCACAUGAGUUCCAGACUAAGAAAAAGAGGCAACAGCAGAGACAGAAUGAAGAAAUGGCCAAAAGACACAAGCUGCAGCACCCACAGCAACAUUCGCGCCUCCCUCCUAUCCAACACCCUGGUCAUUCCCAGCACUGGGGUGGAUCUACUCAUCAAAUGAGCAAUUCCCAGCCUGCAGUAUCUGCUGGGGCUGGUCAUCAUCAGUUUGGAAAGCCUCGUGGUACUGGAGGAUCAAAUCGAUAUCCUCCAGGUGGAAACCCUGGUGGGGGCUAUUAUCAAGAUCGUGGGGCACAGGGCGGAGGUUAUAGUAGUGGGCCAUAUCCACCUCAGGGACGAGCCCCACCUUUUCCUGCCAGUGGGUUGGCUCCCAGUGGUCCCCGGGGACCGAGUGGUGGAUAUGGUGGUCCUCCUAAUUACUCCCAAAGUGGUCAAUAUGGAGGUUCUGGUGCAGGGAGAGGUUCUAACCAGAUGAGUGGAAACCGCAACCAGCAAUAUGGUUGGCAGCAAUAGUCUGACAUGUGUAUGCAGAGUAUAGAAAAUCUGGCUAGACAGCAUCAAAGAAAAUCAAUAUCAAUUGUAAGAAAUUGGGGGAUCAUGCAACAUCUUUUGCA
Solanum verrucosum is the source of this 1872-nucleotide messenger RNA. RefSeq names its product cyclin-dependent kinase C-1-like. Gene Ontology annotation, molecular function: RNA polymerase II CTD heptapeptide repeat kinase activity; cyclin-dependent protein serine/threonine kinase activity; ATP binding. NCBI's taxonomy places the organism in Eukaryota, Viridiplantae, Streptophyta, Magnoliopsida, Solanales, Solanaceae. Gene Ontology annotation, biological process: positive regulation of transcription elongation by RNA polymerase II; protein phosphorylation. The record is from RefSeq and is a predicted model, not a curated record. The coding region runs from base 233 to 1771 and encodes 512 amino acids. The transcript is spliced from 12 exons. Gene Ontology annotation, cellular component: nucleus; cyclin-dependent protein kinase holoenzyme complex.